Molecule: messenger RNA, 3039 nt
Organism: Myodes glareolus (Bank vole)
Lineage: Eukaryota; Metazoa; Chordata; Mammalia; Rodentia; Cricetidae
Gene: Cab39l
Product: calcium binding protein 39 like
Biological process (GO): intracellular signal transduction
Molecular function (GO): protein serine/threonine kinase activator activity
Source: RefSeq, a predicted model, not a curated record
GUUCAAGUGAUCAUUUUCUGCUAACGUUUUCCGGUGGUAACUGUUACUCUUCAGAGAGUCAGAAAGUCCAGGCAGAAUUGUGCAGUCUUUCUCCACCACACUUGAGUAGGAGGAGGCAUCCUUUAUUAAAUGGAAGAGAAAAGCUACUUCAUCUGAAGUGCUUUGACCCCGAGACAAGAGCUGUCUUCAGCACCUCACCAUGGCUCUAUGUUUUGUUGCUUAGACACGCUGGGGAGUUUCUAUAGCCCUUGCAUUCCAUAUUGGAAGAAGAGAUCUUUAAACAUGAAAAAAAUGCCUUUGUUUAGUAAAUCACACAAAAAUCCAGCAGAAAUUGUGAAAAUCCUGAAAGACAACCUGGCCAUUUUGGAAAAGCAAGACAAAAAGACAGACAAGGCUUCAGAAGAAGUGUCAAAGUCUCUGCAAGCAAUGAAGGAGAUUCUGUGUGGUACAAAUGACAAGGAACCCCCUACAGAGGCAGUGGCCCAGCUGGCACAAGAGCUCUACAGCAGCGGACUGCUGGUGACACUGAUAGCUGACCUGCAGCUGAUCGACUUUGAGGGAAAAAAAGAUGUGACCCAGAUAUUCAACAACAUCCUGAGAAGACAGAUUGGUGCACGGAGUCCUACUGUGGAGUACAUCAGUUCUCACCCUCAUAUCCUGUCUAUGCUCCUCAAAGGAUAUGAAGCCCCACAGAUUGCCCUUCGCUGUGGGAUUAUGCUAAGAGAAUGUAUUCGACAUGAACCACUUGCCAAAAUCAUCCUCUUUUCUAAUCAGUUCAAAGACUUCUUCAAGUAUGUGGAGCUAUCGACAUUUGAUAUCGCUUCAGAUGCCUUUGCUACUUUUAAGGAUUUGUUAACCAGACAUAAAGUAUUGGUAGCGGACUUCUUAGAGCAAAAUUAUGACACCGUCUUUGAAGAGUAUGAGAAACUGCUGCAGUCGGAGAAUUAUGUGACUAAGAGACAAUCUUUAAAGCUGCUAGGCGAACUAAUCCUGGACCGCCACAAUUUUGCCAUUAUGACCAAGUACAUCAGCAAGCCAGAGAACCUGAAACUGAUGAUGAACCUACUCCGCGACAAAAGUCCUAACAUCCAGUUUGAAGCCUUCCAUGUCUUUAAGGUGUUCGUGGCCAGCCCUCACAAAACGCAGCCUAUUGUGGAGAUUCUGUUAAAAAAUCAGCCCAAACUCAUUGAAUUUCUGAGCAGUUUCCAGAAAGAAAGGACAGAUGACGAGCAGUUUGCUGACGAGAAGAACUACCUGAUUAAACAGAUUCGAGACUUGAAAAAACCAGCCCCGUGAAGAUGAACCCUACCCUGGCAGCUGUUUGUCUCCCUUGCCCAAUGUGUUCAAUGCUGUUUCAACAGUUUCUAUUCUUGGGGAGGCUUUGGAGGUGCCUGUUUCCUCAACUGAUUGUUCAGGGUAGAUGGAAUAUAAACAUUUGAAUGGGGGAAAAAAAUCAAUCUAGAAUAAUAUAUUCAUUUUAAUCAAAUCUCUGAUUGCUUAUAUGGAAUCAGCCAUUAUAUUAAACAUUGAUAAAAGCAAGAGUAAUUCCAGAGCUGGACCCUGGAUCAGCCAGGCCACCAAGUAGAAGGAUCACAAGUGUCUCUUGGGACAGAACAGGGAGGGAACCCUGUCUGUGUGUAUUCAUUUAGACAGGAUUUUUCAGACACCAAAGAGACAGGAGGUGGGGCUGUAUGUGUGUACACUUUGACCUCUGCCUGCCACCUCCAGUAAGUGACUCCUGGCUUCCGGAGGAACAGUGCUCAGUUUCUGCUCGCUGUCCCUCAUUGUGUCCCAAGCCUGAUCCAGGGCUCACGCCCAUUCCCACUGUCGAUGGCUAGCCUGGGAGCGACUGAGGACCAGGGGAGAUCAGCGAGGGCCACAGGGGCAGAGAGCAUCCAUGGGUGUGACUUUCAGAGGAGAGAUGCAGACAGGUGGCUGUAGAGUCCACUGCUCUGUGCGCCCCUCAGGAGGGUCAGUGAGUGUGGGGGUAUUUCACUAGCAUCUGUUGUCGUGGGAAGAAGGCUUUGUGGUAACUGGAGAGGUGGGAGUCAUAGUGAAUGCAAGCCGUGGGGCCAGAGGGCUGUGGUUGGCUUUCAUCAGUAGAGGGAGACGUGAUUCAUGCAUAAAACUUUCUCAGAUGACUGAAGGUUCUCUCUCAUCCAGUUUGUUCUGUAAUAAACUGCACUCUGUAAUUGCCCACCGGUGUCUUCCAUGAGAAGCUAAAAAGCCUGAAAGUGUUGCUCCCAGACACCCUCUUGUGUGCUAGAGUAACUGAGGCGCCCAUCCGUGCCCCCACAGGCAUAGAAAGAAAAAUUAAUUUAAGUCCAUGAUUUGCUUUCAGACCUCAAACCUCUGAAAGGGAAUUUGAAAGUGUUAUUUUCCAGACGCUAAUGCUGCGAUUGCUUGUCUGCUCUCCAUUGCCCGAGUUCCCAUGGCCCUUAACUGCUGAGAGACAGGAAGGGAAUGUAUUCUCCAGUGCAAAUGCCUCUAGUGGGUUUUCCAUCCAGAGAAUUCCCUGGCAGGGCCCUUUGCCUUCUGCCCGGGGUUCAGGUAUAUUGCCUCCGUGCAGCCCCUGUGACCUGUGUUCUUUAGUCAUAGGAGUCAGAUUAUUUUUAUAAUAUUCCCUGAUCGUAUAGAGCCCCUUAGAAUUUGACCUUUCUGGAUUUGCUUAUUUGAUUAAAAGAGAUUAAAAAAAAAAAACUUUUAAAAUGUGUUUCUGUAGCAUCAUGGAACACGGACAAGGCCAUGUACUAAUUUUAUUUCAGUUAAGAACAAGUAUUUUCCCUGCAUUUGAAUUGACUCACUCCCAGCAUCCCUUUCCCAAGGCUGUGUGCCUGCCCAGUGGGAAACUGUACUGCUUGAGAUGCUCCGCAGUCAGUGAGGUGGCCGGGGUGUUGGUUUGAAUUUGUAGGUUAUUCGCUCCAAAAGGGCACUGGAGCUCCCUCACGAUGUGCGCACACACUGUAAGACUGGAGUUUGGAAAAGGUCACAUUUAAUAAGAAGCACAACUUAAAGACUGAAUAAAAGCACCACACACUC